Molecule: messenger RNA, 2787 nt
Organism: Recurvomyces mirabilis
Lineage: Eukaryota; Fungi; Ascomycota; Dothideomycetes; Mycosphaerellales; Teratosphaeriaceae
Gene: msh2
Product: MSH2 protein
Exons: 1
Coding region: 1-2787 (928 amino acids)
Biological process (GO): mitotic recombination; mismatch repair
Cellular component (GO): nucleus; MutSalpha complex
Molecular function (GO): ATP binding; mismatched DNA binding; ATP-dependent DNA damage sensor activity
Source: RefSeq, a predicted model, not a curated record
AUGUCGAGCCGACCAGAAUUGAAACUCGACGAUGAGGUCGGGUUCAUCAAGACAUUUCACCAACUGGAAGCGAACAAAAAUGACGAGACCGUCCGCAUCUUCGAUCGUGGCGACUGGCUCAGCGCCCAUGGCGAGGAUGCAAUGCUCAUUGCACGAGUCCAGUACAAGACUACUUCCGUCGUGAAGACUCUAGGCCGAAGUCCAGGACUACCUUCUGUCACCAUGACAUGGACGGCGUACAGAAGUUUUCUUCGUGAGGCAAUCUUCCGCCUGGGCAAGCGCAUUGAGGUUCUCCAGACUACAGGCAGAAACCAGUGGAAGGUAGCAAAACAAGCAUCCCCAGGCAACCUGCAAGACAUCGAGGACGAGCUCGGUGGUCACAUCGAUUCUGCGCCAAUCAUCUUAGCGGUUAAGGUUUCUGCCAAAGCCACCGAAGCACGUCAAGUCGGCGUAUGUUUCGCUGAUGCAAGUGUCCGAGAGCUGGGCGUGAGCGAGUUCGCUGACAACGACAUCUACUCAAAUUUCGAGUCUCUCCUCAUUCAGCUUGGCGUCAGAGAGUGCCUGAUCCAGAUCGAUGGCACGAAGAAAGAUGCCGAGCUGCACAAGCUUAAGGUCAUUGCAGACAACUGUGGUUGUGCUGUAUCUGAAAGACCCCAAAGCGAUUAUGGAAACCGCGACAUCGAGCAAGACCUGACAAGACUGCUACGAGAUGAACGCGCAGCUGGAACGCUUCCGCAGACCGAUCUCAAGCUCGCAAUGAGUUCCGCUGCGGCUCUGAUCAAAUAUCUCGGCGUCAUGUCAGAUCCUACCAACUUCGGCCAGUAUCAGCUAUACCAACAUGACUUGAGUCAGUACAUGAAGCUGGACUCUUCGGCGCUAAAGGCACUGAACCUGAUGCCCGGACCCAAGGAUGGAUCCAAGACAAUGAGUCUCUUCGGCCUGCUCAAUCAUUGCAAGACUCCAGUCGGCAGUAGGCUGUUAGCUCAGUGGCUCAAGCAACCGCUCAUGAAUAUCGAAGAGGUUGAGCGAAGACAGCAGCUCGUGGAAGCUUUCGUGAGCGAUACGGAACUUCGGCAGACCCUGCAAGAGGAACAUAUGCGCUCGAUACCAGAUCUCUAUCGACUUGCGAAGAAGUUCCAGCGAAAGAAGGCUAAUCUUGAGGAUGUUGUCAGAGCGUACCAAGUUGCUAUCAGACUGCCAGACUUCAUUGGCACGUUCGAAGGGGUCAUGGACGAAGUGUAUAAAGAUGCACUAGACACAGAGUACACGGACAAGCUUCGCUCAUUUUCAGACAGCUUCUCGAAGCUUCAGGAAAUGGUUGAGACGACUGUCGACCUCGAUGCACUCGACAAUCACGAAUUCAUCAUCAAGUCUGAGUUCGAUGAUGGCCUUCGUAUCAUUCGCAAAAAGUUGGACAAAUUACGCUACCAAAUGGAUGCCGAGCAUCGUGCAGUCGCUGAUGAUCUCAACCAAGACCCAGAGAAGAAGCUUUUUCUGGAAAACCACAAAGUGCAUGGAUGGUGCUUCCGUCUGACCAGGACUGAAGCUGCAGCCAUUCGCAACAAAAAGCAAUACCAGGAAUGCUCGACACAGAAAAACGGCGUCUUCUUCAGUACGACCAAGAUGACAACCUAUCGAAGAGAACAUGAUCAACUGUCGGAGAACUACAAUCGCACCCAAAGCGGUCUUGUCACAGAAGUAGUAAACGUGGCUGCUUCGUAUUGCCCAGUGAUUGAAAAGCUCGCAGGCGUGCUCGCGCAUCUGGAUGUUAUCGUCAGCUUCGCUCAUGUUUCAGUACACGCACCGACAGCAUACGUCCGUCCCAAGCUACACCCGCGAGGGACUGGCAACACGAUACUGAAGGAGGCUCGCCACCCAUGCAUGGAGAUGCAAGAUGAUGUGUCCUUCAUCACCAACGAUGUGUCCCUCCUGCGCGGAGAAUCAGAGUUCCUCAUCAUCACUGGGCCAAAUAUGGGCGGCAAAUCCACAUACAUUCGCCAGAUUGGUGUCAUUGCGCUCAUGGCACAGAUUGGAUGCUUUGUGCCGUGCUCGGAAGCUGAGCUCACACUCUUCGACUGCAUUCUUGCUCGGGUAGGUGCAAGCGAUAGUCAGCUCAAAGGUGUCAGUACCUUCAUGGCAGAGAUGCUUGAGACUGCCAAUAUUCUCAAGACAGCUACCCGCGAAUCUUUGGUCAUCAUUGAUGAGCUCGGCCGUGGCACGAGCACGUACGAUGGCUUCGGUCUUGCCUGGGCGAUUAGCGAGCACAUCAUUAAGGAGAUUGGCGCUUUCUCGAUGUUCGCCACGCAUUUCCACGAGCUCACGGCACUGAACGAGACGUACUCGCAAGUCCAGAACCUACAUGUUGUGGCACAUAUCGGCGACGCAGAUGGGGAUACUUCGAUGAAAGAUGACAGCACUAGCAACUCACGUCGUCGAGAAGUUACACUCCUCUACAAAGUCGUUCCAGGCAUCAGCGACCAGUCCUUCGGCAUACACGUCGCCGAGCUCGUUCGCUUCCCACAAAAGGUCGUGAACAUGGCCAAGCGGAAAGCAGACGAACUGGAAGACUUCUCCGGCAAAAAUGAAGAUGUCCAGCAUGUGCAAGCCAGCAAGCAAGAAGUCGAGGAUGGUAGCAGAAUGCUCAAGGAAGUGUUAGUGAAAUGGAAAGAGCAGGUUGAAGCCGAGAACCUGAGCAAAGAGGCGCAAGUGCAAAGGAUGAAGGAUCUAGUUAUGGGCAACGAGGCGUUGCUUGCUAACCCGUUCUUUCAGAGCGUCAAGGCGCUGUAG